This is a messenger RNA of Peronospora farinosa, 3291 nucleotides long. NCBI's taxonomy places the organism in Eukaryota, Oomycota, Peronosporomycetes, Peronosporales, Peronosporaceae. The record is from the annotation of a GenBank genome assembly.
AUGACCAUGAUGGCAGUGAAAGGGGCGGCAUUGCGACGCUUCUCAGUGGCUCUUGAACAGCAGCUGGCGGAAGAUCAGCUGAUUGAGGGGGAGGAAUGGUUUCUAGUGUCUUGUACGUGGUGGAAGCGCGUAUUAGGGACGUCUGUAAGCGACGAGAGUGAAGGUCAAACCGACGACGACUCGGAGGACUCGGACGACGCUUUGCCGCGCGGAAAUCGGAACUUUCAAGUGAAAAACGACAUUUUACUGGACAUGGACCUCAGUAGUCACAAGCGCAAUAUUACAGUGCUCAAGCCCAUGCUGGUAGAAGGCAAAGACUAUCGCCUGGUAAGCCAACGGGUAUGGAACCAAUUAUCGGACCAUUUUGGAUUCGAUUGGGAGAUUUCAAGACCUGUGGUGACACGAGGACCUGCGAAGAAUCGAGUUGUAGAGGUCAAUCCAUUUACUUUUGAAGUGUUUGUGUGGUGUACAGGACUGGAAGAACCUGUCGAGCUUUUGGAUACAGAGCAGAAACCACUGGUACUGAUGGCCAGUGAAAAAUGUUUGCUGAAAGAGUUACAGAUGCAAGUUUGGAAAGCUGCGACGAUGGAGCCGCAGAUGAGAAAGAUGUUUCCUGAUGUGACGGAGGAGACUGUUAAUCUGGCGGUGCAAGUUUGCUACCGCAUGAAUAAGGGUUCGCCUUGGACACCGUUGAAAGAUGCAGUGGUGAAGGAACAUGAACGGAUAAGUAAUGGCUUUACGAGCGCAAAGGACUUGGAGAGUUUAGUACAAAGCUUGACAGUGGGUGAGCUGCAGUUGGAGCCUCGAGAUUAUAAACCUGGGAAGGAGAAAUUGCACAAUUUGCUGGUAGAGGGACGACUUACAGCAAUUGACGGGAAUAGCGAAUCCGAUUGGAGACACGGUAAAUUUUACAGUGAAAUACAGGCAAAUGCGUGGAGGUUCACAUUAAAGAAGAACCAACUAAUUGACGCACGUGAUACGGAGCAGGAAUGGUACGAAUCUCGCGUGAUCGACCUAGAUCCGAACAGGGUGAAAGUACAUUUCCGUGGAUGGACGGCAAUAUGGGACAGAUGGAUUGAGCGAACAUCGCCAAGAAUUGCACCAUUACACACUAAGGUUCCAAACUGGCGCAACUUCCAGAUUGGUGACGAAAUUCUUGUGGGCAAGCAAGUGGAAAAAAAAUAUUACCCGGAGUGGCGUAUUGCACGCGUCACCGAUGUUCAAAACUACGAGAUAGGCGACUCGCUUCGGAUUGAGCUUGAUGUGGAUGGCAAAAAACGGUGGAUAGAUGCACAGGAUGAAUUGCUCUGUCCUCAAGCUCUUACACCCGACACGACCAUAACCGACGCAGGACGAGGACGGCCCGAGUUUAAGGGUGUUGUUGGUCUUUCAAACUUAGGUAACACUUGCUUUCUGAACAGCAUGCUGCAGUGUUUGAUCAACACAGCACCUCUUCGAGAGUACUUUCUUAUGAAGGAUCCGGCUACGGGGAGUUUAUUCUUUACAAAGGAGAUUAACAGAGAUAAUCCGCUAGGCAUGAAAGGCAUCAUGGCCUUUGAGUUUGCCAGCUUGUUACGCGAUAUGUGGGGAAACGAAUUCAAAAUAGUCACCCCGACGAAAGUGAAAUCUGUGAUUGGCCAGUAUGCACCACAGUUUGCUGGAUACCAGCAGCAAGAUAGCCAGGAGCUCAUGAACUUCUUGUUAGACGGUCUGCAUGAAGAUCUGAAUCGCGUCAAGUCAAAGCCGUAUACCGAACCCGUUGAGCGAAAUGGUCGCAGUGAUGCAGAAGUAGCCCAAGACGAGUGGAAGCAAUUUUUUCGCCGCAACGAAAGCGUUAUUGUGGACAACUUUAUGGGACAACUUCGCAGUCAUGUGACGUGCUCAAAUCCUGCUUGUGGAAACGAGUCAAUUACCUUUGAUCCGUACAUGAGUUUGUCGGUACCAAUCCCAAACAACGAAACUGUCGUUGUCCAAAUCCAGUUGUUUUGGGCCAAUGGCGAUAUUCCGAUGAAAUAUGCUUUGCGUCUUCCAAAAGAUGGCUGCUCCCUACGAGACGCAAAGGCGACUCUAAGUGAGCUUUCAGGCAUUCCUGUUUCGCGAAUUUUCUUUGUCGAAGUAUGGAAUCAUCGAAUUGUUAAAGCAUAUUCUGACAAGCUGUCCGUCGACCGCGUUCGCGAUGGCAUCCUUCACGCGUACGAGUUGGAGUCACCGGUGACCGACUAUUCAUUUUCGUCACCUAUUAUUCGCCCACCCAGCGGACAGAGAAGAUUAGGCACGAUGGAAUCUGAGCUAGCAUCUUCAAAGCAAAUGCACCUAGUGGAGUUGCUGCACCAGGCACCGGUUGCGUCGCCAGUGGAUGGACGAGCUAGUAUGAAUGAGUAUGACAAGCUAGGCGAAGACGGAUAUGGACCUAAGCGGCAACGAGUGGAGGUAGAGCUAUCCAAUACGCCGCUUCUUGUGUCGAUCAACCAGAAGUGGACAAAAGACGAGAUACAUAACAAAGUAUGGCAGAUUGUGCAUCGCCUUGUGGCCACAAAAAAGUCUGGUAACGACUCUGGAACCGAUUUUGGCUGUGGCAAGCGCCAGCAACGACCGUAUCGCUUGCAUGUGACAGAUCCUAAAGGUGGAGUCACUAUUACAAGUGAGCUUUCUCGCAAUGAUGAGCCCGUGGAGAUUCCUGAUAGCACAAGCACGCCAUUCCGAUUUAUCCUUGAGUGGAGUUGCAAUGGCUAUCAACGAGGCUACGACGAAAUGUUAGCAAAGCGAAUUGAACAUCACGAAUCCAUGGAAAACCUGAAAAUCACGCCGAAGACUGACCCCAUCACGCUUCACAAUUGUUUGGCCAAGUUCACGGAAUGCGAACAGCUUGGCGAUGCAGAUACUUGGUAUUGCCCCAAGUGCAAAAAUCACGUCCGUGCGUUUAAGAAGUUCGAUCUCUUUUCGCUUCCUAAAGUACUGAUUUUCCACCUAAAACGCUUUCGCUACGCGCAGAACUCGUUUUAUAUGCACCGUGAUAAGAUUUCGACCCUCGUUGAUUUUCCCAUCGAAGGCUUGGAUCUCUCGGAGUUUAUGAUCGGGCCGCAAAAUGGUUCGAAGCCACUCUACGACCUAUACGCGGUAUCCGAACACGUGGGGGGUCUAGGUGGUGGUCAUUACACUGCUAUUGCGAAGAAUCCAGUAAACAAGUGCUGGUUUGACUAUAAUGAUAGCCACACCAGUGAGACGUUAGCGGAGAAGGCUGUGUCUCCUCGAGCAUAUGUGCUAUUUUACAUACGCCGUGACCAAGCCUAA